AUGCUUUUAUGUGUCGUGAAUAUUAUUCAUGCUCAACACGUUGAUCCGAGCCGGAACCAGUCUGUUACUUGUCGCCCAUUCGGCGCAUGUGAACCAUGUCCACUAGAUGCUCUUCAUGAACCCUUCUGUCAUCCAUUCGGCAAUCGUCAACUCAUGCAUUGUUCGAACACGACCAUACCUACACCAAGACCUGAUGAACCGUACCCUAUAUCUCCACCCCCGGGAGCUCUCGGGGAGACUCCUGCAUGGCAGCCUUGCGGUCGUGUUCCCGCACAAGAGCGUGCUGAUUUUUACGAAUUCGUGGCGUGCAACCUGUUUUUCGCUACUGUCGCCAUAGCCGUAUCCCUGUUUCGAUCUCGGAGAAUCGAAGCAAACCAAGCUAGACGUCUUGCUGUACGAAUAGGACUUGUUAGAGGUGGUGGAUAG
Molecule: messenger RNA, 426 nt
Organism: Suillus fuscotomentosus
Lineage: Eukaryota; Fungi; Basidiomycota; Agaricomycetes; Boletales; Suillaceae
Exons: 2
Coding region: 1-426 (141 amino acids)
Cellular component (GO): membrane
Source: RefSeq, a predicted model, not a curated record